Molecule: messenger RNA, 285 nt
Organism: Symbiodinium pilosum
Lineage: Eukaryota; Dinophyceae; Suessiales; Symbiodiniaceae
Source: the annotation of a GenBank genome assembly
AUGGAGUACAGCUAUGCUUACGCUCCUCACGGCACAGGUGUUUUUAGCUGUCUUCCGAAGGGAUGCGAGGCCCAUGUAUACAAAUUCUCGUUCGACAUGGGUGCCACAGCAAAGUCGGUUCUGGACGUUGACGAGAUCCUUGAAAGCAUGAAGGAGUCAUGGCGGGGCAUCGAGUAUGACCGCCGCCGCCGCAACUGUUGCUUGUUUUGCAAGACAUUGCUGGAGAAGCUGGGCGUGGGUCCCGUUCCCGACCUCGCAGCUUGGGAUGACAUGGUGAAUGUAUGA